Magnolia sinica is the source of this 2082-nucleotide messenger RNA. RefSeq names its product multiple organellar RNA editing factor 8, chloroplastic/mitochondrial-like. Lineage: Eukaryota; Viridiplantae; Streptophyta; Magnoliopsida; Magnoliales; Magnoliaceae. Gene Ontology annotation, cellular component: mitochondrion. Bases 75 to 1700 code for a protein of 541 amino acids. The transcript is spliced from 4 exons. The record is from RefSeq and is a predicted model, not a curated record. Gene Ontology annotation, biological process: mitochondrial mRNA modification; cytidine to uridine editing.
UCUCUUCACACUCACACACUCUUGCAGGGUUUUACAGCGCUCUCGCUCUAGGGUUUUGGCAGUGCGAAAUAGAAAUGGCAAUGGCUUUUUUGGGUCGAAACUUAAUCUCAAAGCCCACCUUCUCCCUCUCUCGCUUCUUCUCUUCCUCCUCUCUCUCCCUCUCUCGCCCUUCCCCUCUCCUUCGCCUCCGCCUCCUCGCAUCCCUACCGAACAUCCGCCGCUCUCCAGCUCCUGCCGCCGGAAUCCGAUGCUUCUCGACGCGCCCGACGACAUCUUCGUUGAACGACCCGUCUCCGAACUGGAGCAACCGUCCACCGAAGGAGACCAUCCUACUGGAGGGCUGCGAUUUCGAGCACUGGCUCAUCGUGAUGGAACCGCCCGAGGGGAAUCCCACAAGGGAUGAGAUCAUCGAUAGCUACAUUAAGACGCUCGCCCAGGUCGUCGGAAGCGAAGAAGAAGCAAAGAAGUCAAUUUACUCGGUAUCAACUAGGCACUACUAUGCUUUUGGAUGCAUUGUGUCGGAGGAACUUUCUUACAAGAUAAAGCCUUUGCCAAGAGUUAGGUGGGUUCUUCCUGAUUCUUACUUGGAUGUCAAGAAUAAAGAUUAUGGAGGGGAACCUUUCAUAGAUGGGAAAGCUGUUCCAUAUGAUCCUAAAUACCAUGAAGAAUGGGUUCGAAACAAUCAACGUGCAAAUGAGAGGUCCAGGCGCAAUGAUAGGCCUCGCAAUUUUGAUCGAUCUAGGAACUUUGAACGAAGAAGAGAAAAUAUGCAGAACCGUGACUUCCAAAGCAGAGAUGUGCCUCCAAUGCCUAACCGGGAUUUCCAAAAUGUGCAGACUUCAAUGCCUUCCACAUACAAUGCUGAUGCAGGGGGCAUGCCUAAUAGAGAUGCUGGCCCUAGUGGAGGGUACUCAAACAUGCCCAACAGUGGUGGACAGAGCGGUGGGGGAUACUCAAACAUGCCUAACAGUGGUGGGCCAAGCGGAGGAGGAUACUCAAACAUGCCUGGUAGUGGUGGGCCUAGUGGGGGAUACUCGAACAUGCCAGGUAGAGCUGGGCCGAGUGUGGGAUCCUCAAACAUGCCAGUGGGAUCCUCAAACAUGCCAGGUAAUGGUGGGCUGAGUGGAGGAUACUCAAACACGCCCAACAGUGGUGGGCCGAGUGGGGGAUAUUCAAACAUGCCCAACACCGGUGGGCUGAGUGGAGGAUACUCAAACACGCCCAACAGUGGUGGGCCAAGUGGGGGAUAUUCAAACAUGCCCAACACCGGUGGGCCAAGCGGAGGCUAUUCAAACAUGCCCAGCAGUGGUGGGCCAAAUGGAGGCUAUUCAAACAUGCCCAACAGCAGUGGGCCAACUGGAGGCUAUUCAAACAUGCCUAGCAGUGGUGGCCCAAGCGGAGGCUAUUCAAACAUGCCCAGCAGUGGUGGGCCAAAUGGAGGCUAUUCAAACAUGCCCAACAGCAGUGGGCCAACCGGAGGCUAUUCAAACAUGCCUAGCAGCGGUGGCCCAAGCGGAGGCUAUUCAAACUUGCCUAACAGCAGCCCAGGGCAUAUGCCUAACAGAGAUUUUCAGCAAGGCAGGGAGAUGCCGAGCAGAGAUUACCAGAAUAGCUACACGCCACCUAGCGGCAAUGCGUACCAGGGAAGGGAUAUUCCAGACAGAGAUUUGCCCCCAAUGCCAAACAGAGACUAUCAGUAGGUCUGAUAUGUGGGGAGCUUGUCAAGUGCAUUGCUGAUCAAAGGAAGCCAUACGCCACAAUUUUGAAAUCUAUGGAGCUUGAUCUACUUAAAUGUGGUUAUGUGGAUUUUAGGUGUUGAGGAAACUCAUUUUGGGGUAUGAUGAUGUAUGGACAUCCAAUACAAUUUAGAAGGGUCUGCUUUUUCCACCGGUUCACUUAUAGAUUAGCAAUUUAUUUCGUGUUAUAAUAGCUUCUAUAUUUGAAUUCUGGCAUAGUCAUAAGAAGUUUUGUCACAAGCUUUCUCGUUCCUUGAUUUUGGCUUGAAUAUAUGUAGUGCAAGGGACCUAUUUCGUAUGACAUUGAUCUGUUUAAAUACCUAGAAAUUUCAGUGGAUGGUGCUCC